AACGACAUGCUAGUUCCUGGAUUCCGAUGUCGGCCUAGAAAGCAGCUAAGUAGUUUGCUGGUGGCUAACUCAAGGAGGACUUCAACGACCCACACACGCCAUAGGAACGACAGCUCAAACCGUCGACAUUGGGGUAUCUCCAGCAGCUAAGCCACAGAGCCAGGGGAUGAAGGAGGACCUGGAACCAAAGAAAAAAAGAGGGCUGACAUGUAUCCAUCUACAUGAUACCCAAGUUGUGUGACUUUCUCUCUCUAAGGGAUGCAGAAUGAGAAAGGGCGGCAUUCUGCAGAGUAUUUGGAGAUGGGCGAGGUCCCUGCUACACCCAUCCCAAGCUGAGCACAGUGGCACCUUGCUGAGCUACGCUGGACUUCUUUAUGGAAUGAGUUGAUUCUGUCAAAGUAUCAGCAGAGCAACUGAAGAGUCCUCUCUGAAGACUGAAACGGGCUCUUGUUGGAUGUUUGGGGGGUUUUCUUUCUCAUACUUUGAAAAGCAAGGACAUUAAUUGUUUAACUCAUUUUAAACAACUUCAUUCUGGACUUUUGUUUGAUGUUGUGAAGCUUCCCACAACUGGCUUAAAGGAGGAUUUGUUUUAGUUGAUUCUCCCUCCUGCCGUUUCUUCCAUCCACCCAGUGCCUAAAUAAGCCCUCUUGGGAAGAAGUCAUCAGCAGCUGCUGUGCUGAAUCCCCUCGCCUGUUCUCCUCCAUGUGCUUCUGCUCUCUGCCUGAUUGACUACCUCUUUAAUUUUCUUUUCUUUUUAUACUCCUAUCCUCUGAUAAGGACAAUCAGAACUCAAGCACAGCAACGAACAUUUAUUUAAACACUGCUCCAGUUUGACUUUUUGCCCUUAUUUUCCAUAUAUGCACAGCAGUGUUUAUAUUGUUGCAUUAUUGCACCAGAUACAGUCACAUUAAGCCAUAAACAGUAAUAUUUAUGAAUUGCAUACAUAUAUUUUUGUAUUAUUUUGCUCUUGUAUAGAGAUUAAAAUUAUGCAUACAAAUUGAUUAUCUACAAGAAGCUCUGCACAUCCAAGUUCUGCGUAUUGCUGUUUUUAAAACAGUUUUAUAUUGGUGUCAUGAGACAUUUGAAGUCUGCACACAGAGAUUCCCUCAUGUUUCGACUCAGUCUCUGCUUUGCAUAGUGUUGGUUUUCCAGUCUGUAGCCAUGGGCGCUCUAUUUAAAUGCCUAAAUCAUCAUCUUGACCUGUAAAACCCCCUCUUUGCAGUUGAUAGAGAGUCGAUAUCUACCUCCCUCUCUUUUUCCUCCCCUCUCUCUCUCUGUCACUGAUGCCCAGUUUCAGUGGUGGGGUGGCUGGGGGAGGAGUAGGGGGCCCAGCUUCUGCUCCCCCACGUCCAUUUCGCCCCAGCCGAUAUGUGCCAGUGUCUGCAGCCAUAACUUUCUUGGUUGGGGCCACAACCCUCUUCUUCUGCUUCACAUGCCCAUGGUUGUCUGAGUACAUCUCCGGUGUCAUUCCCAUCUACAUCGCUGUAAUCUUCCUCUUCACACUUGCCAACUUUUGCAUGGCUACAUUCAUGGAUCCUGGAAUCUUCUCCAGAGCGGAGGAAGAUGAGGAUAAAGAGGACGAUUUCCGCGCUCCGCUCUAUAAGACUGUUGAGAUCAGAGGCAUCCAGGUGCGGAUGAAGUGGUGCUCAACCUGCCGCUUCUACCGUCCGCCGCGCUGCUCGCACUGCUCAGUCUGCGACAACUGUGUGGAGGAUUUUGACCACCACUGUCCCUGGGUGAACAACUGUAUUGGCCGAAGGAAUUAUCGGUAUUUCUUCCUCUUUUUACUGUCUUUAACCACCCACAUCAUGGACGUGUUUGGCUUCGGCUUGGUUUACGUCCUGCAUCAGCGCCAGCAGCUGGACACACCGCAUGCUGCUGUUACUAUGGGUGUGAUGUGCAUAGCUGGGCUGUUUUUUGUCCCAGUUGCUGGCCUGACUGGGUUCCAUAUAGUGCUGGUGGCCCGCGGUAGGACCACUAAUGAACAGGUGACAGGGAAGUUCAGAGGAGGCGUCAACCCUUUCACCAAGGGCUGCUUCAGGAAUAUUUCCCAUGUUCUCUGCAGCCCUCAGGCCCCGAGGUACAUGGGCCGCUGGUGGAACCGUCAGACAGUAGAAGUACAACCGCCGUUUCUUAGACCGACUCUUACUGAGGCUCAGCUAGAAGCUAAAGUUCUGGAUAACGGCAUCCAGAAUGACCGACACAGCACCAGGUCUAAGAGCAGUCUGGAUCAGAUGGAGAGCCAGUCAGCUGACACAGAGGCUCCACCUCCUCCGAAGCCGGAUCUUCGUUACGCUGGUCUGCCCCGUGCCGACACAGAAGCGAGCAGCUUGUUGUCUGAGGCUCCGCCUACGCCAUCGAUGUUUAAGUACCGACCAGCCUACAGCAGCCCAGGGAAAAACCACGCGGCUGUCACACACCCAAAUAAGAUGACCCGCGGGGAGAGUCUUGACUCUCCGUCGCACUCCAUCCUUCAGUCCAGUCGCCAGCCUAGCUACCGCUCGGAGCCAAGCAGCCUGGAUGGGGCCACAGUGGUGGGAAGAGGUGUAGGGGUGCGCAGAGGGGGAGGGGACAGGGGUGAGGGUCCUGGAGGCCCUGGCGGGAUCACUGGUGUGGUGCCAGGGGGCGUGUCAGGUUGCUCCCUGACUGGGCGCUCCUACACCUCCUACCCAUCCUCGCUGGUUCUGUCCACGGGGGGCUCACGCUCAUCCAGCCUGCGCUCGGCACAGACUGUACAUAACCCACUGGCCACGCUCCAAUCGGAGGGCACCACAGACACCAGCUACAAAAGCCUAGUCAAUCAGACGCCUCGGAAUGGCAGCCUGUCCUACGACAGUCUUCUGACGCCAUCCGAGAGCCCGGAGUUCGAGUCCGCUGCCCAUGAGCUGUCACCACAGAAGCCUCAUGUUCCGUACCCCUCGUCGGCUGGAACAGGCCGGUCUGGGGUGGUGUCACCCAGUAACCCGCUGCAGGGCUACACGUCGCCCUUCCUCUCAGCUCAGAUUGCUCAGCAGAGGGAGGGGCAGCUGCUCCAGGGCUCUACCACUUUCUCCUCCCCCCAUAGGGCCUACCUGCGUGCUAUCAGCCCACCCCCUUCCUCCUCCCUUGGGCCUCCCGAGGCCCAGCACCUGCUCCAUCAUAACCAGGACCUGACUUUCCGAAUCCCUCGCAUCUCUUCCUCCUCAUCCUCUUCCCCUGGGGCUCGCUCACUAGACCCCCCUGUCUCCCCGCCACCUCGCGGCCUCUCCCUCAACAGGUCCCCGAUUCACAUAGGGGAGACAGGGUCUCAGCACAAGCCUCGGCCUACAGGUGUAGGCAUUGUGCUGGGAGGGGGAGGAGUUGGAGGAGGGCAACAGGCUCCACAAACCACCUCUCGCCCAGUCUUGGCCAAUCACACCGCAUCCAAACCAGUGGGUGGGGUGAAGAAGGUAACCGGCGUUGGAGGGACCACAUACGAGAUAUCGGUUUGAGUGACGAUUUCCCGAGUGAUCUAUGACAAGGAGGGGGAGAAAAAAAACACAUCUUGCACUUGCCUCUUAACCUUAGCUGGAGAUUAUUCAUGACCGAAAGCCUCUGAGGAACGGCUCUUCUGCUGUGGACUCCAGGAGACGGCUUGUCUGGUACUCCUUUUAUCUUUGUAACGGCACUGGCCAAUCUUCUCGGCCUGCCUUUCAGUUUUGAACAAAGAGAAACUCGGGGCUGAUUCAUCUCUCACUGGAAAAGUUCCCUCCAUUUUUACCACUUUGUGAGCAACAGACUGACAUGACUGCGUCAUCACGGCUGGGUACAAAUACGUCUAGCAAACUCACACACCUAUUCCACAACCCAGUAUGUUGCUUUGGUACAAGUAUUGAGAAGAGUGUCCAACACUUAAGGAAAAGGCUAUUUUAAAUUUAAGAAGGUAGGGUUGACCAAAAGAAACAUCUGCACGGACCACACAGAUGGAUGAGUCCAACCUAUAAACAGUAUCAUUUAACUUUUGUAUUUUGUUUUAAAUAUCGUUUUAUAUAAAUGUAAAAAAAAAUCAGAUUAUUAUAGAGUGAAAAUGUCAGAUAUUGCAGAUAAUGGUGGCAGAUGUACUGUAUGUAAUUAAUCAUGAAAGCUAUUUCAGAUCAGUUGCCUGUUUUUUCUUUUUUAUUAUCUUUGAUGGCUGCAUCAGCCACUUGCAAGCUCUUGUUGGAGUUUUUUUUUUUUUUUGUCAUCCAAAGACAGAGAUGAUCAUUGCUGGACAGCAGGAGCAGCGAAGAAUAAUCAAAAUAAUUUUUUUAAGAACGCAAAAAGAAAUUUUAAUCCCCACAGUCGCAGCACAAGCAUCUUUGUGGAAUGUACGCUGUAACGUUUAUGCUAGAAGCAUUAUGCAAAAUCUGUUUGUAGCUUUAAGACCAUUUUAUGUCUACUUUAGUGUUUUUCUUCAUUUUAUUUUCCCAUAUUUUCUGUAAACUGUCAGUUUUAAACGCUAGCGAACAUAUACUUUUUAACGAAUGUUUAGCCAAAUAGAGAGCAGAAACGGAAGGGCUUAUUUAUUUCACCAGGAAAAAAGAUUCUGCACUAAUUAAAUCAGCAGAAGACGUCUGAAAACCUUUUGUUAAUAAAAGUUGAUGCAAGAUGCCACUAAAUGGAUCAAAGAGACACUUGUUGGCUUUUUUUGUUGAUUUUAUUUUAUUUUUUUGUCUUGAGACCUUUUAGAGUGAUUAGGCAUGGGCAGGUAGGAAAUUCUCACGGUUUAACAUAUACUACAGUUUCACAAUAUUACCACAAAAAUAUAUACUAUGAUUGGUUUUAUUUAAAACACAAGAGUAACAAUUAUUUUAACUGCUUUGAUUUUAUUACAUAAUUAAGCUCAGAAUUAUUCGUAGCCCUGGCAGAUUCAUAUUGAAAAUAGUUUUCAUUUAACCUGACAGCAAAUGAGACGGGCAUCCCUCAAUAACAUCAAAUAAUGUAAAAGAAGGAUCAAUUUGAAAACAAAUUGCAGUUUUUAUUUACAUAAUAAAUACGGUGUAUCAAAAAUUACUCUCACCCAUCUCAGUAAGGAAGUGAAAUAACUAUUUGCAUUUCAGCAAUCCUUACAGCAAACCUAUAAUUGCUGACCAGUGUUUUUGCUUGUGUUCAUGAGUAUUUUGUCGAUUCAUCUUUAGUGAAAAGCUCCACCUCUUUGAGGUUGGAAGGCCUCCUUCCCAGCACCCUCAUUUUUUAGCUCCCUCUACAGAUUCUCUUAUCAGAUUCAAGUUGGGACUCUUUAAAACAUUAAUAUUACUUCUUGUCAAAAGAAACAUGUCGGUUAAAUUAAUUUAGGAUUUAGAAGGUUGAAUUAAACGCCUGCUCAAUUUAGUAUUUGUUUUCUGCUAAAUGUGCAUUUUGUCCAGAACAUUGCAUGUUUUUAAGCCUUCAUUCUCUUUAUACAGUAACACUGGGAGUUCAGAAAGCUGAUAUUGGCUUAGUUAUUCAAGCUAUCUGCUCAGGUAGCUAACCUGCUGUCAGCUGCUUUAACAGUUUUGGAUUCCUUGAAAGCACAUACCACUUUGUGUUUAUGAACAGUUAAAUUUAUCUUUUCUGUAAGUCAGGGAAUAUUGUACAACCUUCUUUUAGCCAGCUGACCAGCAGUGCACAGCAACGGAUGGGGGAGGAUGGUGUUACUUAAAGCUUUAAACAGGCAGAGAAAACUGGUCACUACUUCUUUCUACUUUAAACUGUAGGAACAUAAUGGAAAGUGGAGCAUUUCUGAAGCUAUAACUGUUUAAUAGAUUGGUAUACCUUUCAUGUCAUAGACCAGCCCAUGCCUAAUGGUGACUCCAGUUUGCUUUUAAUUUUUGUAUCCUAUUGAGAAGUGGCUUAGAAUUCUUUGAUUGGCUCAUUUAUUUUGAAUUUUUGUUGUUUUCCCUCAGCUAUGUUGAGGAAAAAUGUUUGUUGCUCUGGGCUAGGCUUUGCAGAGUUUUUAAUUUAUUUUU
Molecule: messenger RNA, 5945 nt
Organism: Girardinichthys multiradiatus
Lineage: Eukaryota; Metazoa; Chordata; Actinopteri; Cyprinodontiformes; Goodeidae
Gene: zdhhc5b
Product: zinc finger DHHC-type palmitoyltransferase 5b
Exons: 12
Coding region: 1284-3470 (728 amino acids)
Biological process (GO): protein palmitoylation
Molecular function (GO): palmitoyltransferase activity
Source: RefSeq, a predicted model, not a curated record